AAAACAUUUAGUGAGGCACAAAAGACAUUUAAUUUCACCUCCCAGCCAGUAGAUGACACCAAAGUCUUACUUCUGAUCAAUGGAGAGAAAUCUUCUGAGAUUACAAAAGAUGAGUUUGAAAAUCUUCGUAAAAACUUUCCCUAUUUCAAAUAUCUUAGUGAUGAAAAAGGAAACAAAGCACUUUUUGAUCCAAAAAAUCAUAUAAUCUAUACGAAAAAUGGUCGAGAAAACGUCACUGAUGAUAGCUAUAGCUUGUUUUAUAAUGGAAAUGAGGAGAAACUCUUAUUAUACGUUCCUAACUUGAAAGAAUCGGAGCGUAUGAUGUUUAUUGUGGAUGCAACAAACGAGGAAAGUUAUAUGGCUAACAUAAAGUUUGCAGCUUUUCAGCCCAAAUAUAAGAUCAAGUUCGGAGUAAACGAUCAGGCAAGUCCACCCGUGGUUACUAUCAUGCAAGAGGAUGACUUUGAAAAGAAGGAUGAAGUUAAAGGUAGAUUUUUAUUUUCAUCAAUUUUAAUAGUGCCCAUCAAAAUUACUGACAUUAACAUCGAUGAUGGAAAGGUGAAAUAUGAAAUGAUCGCAAAUAAACCAAGCGAAGCUCAAACCCCAGCAGCUCAAAAUACUGAGGCUCAGACCCCGGCAGCUGAAUCGCCUAAAUAUUUAUAUUUAGAUAAGAUCUCUAUGAAAAGUAAGAAUUUUGAUUUCAUUAACCCCAUAGUCUUUAUUAUGCUUCAACAACUUGGCAUUUUCGGGUGA
Molecule: messenger RNA, 753 nt
Organism: Mitosporidium daphniae
Lineage: Eukaryota; Fungi; Microsporidia
Exons: 2
Source: RefSeq, a predicted model, not a curated record